Colletotrichum spaethianum is the source of this 1074-nucleotide messenger RNA. RefSeq names its product putative acetylxylan esterase A. Gene Ontology annotation, cellular component: extracellular region. The record is from RefSeq and is a predicted model, not a curated record. Lineage: Eukaryota; Fungi; Ascomycota; Sordariomycetes; Glomerellales; Glomerellaceae. Gene Ontology annotation, biological process: carbohydrate metabolic process. Gene Ontology annotation, molecular function: cellulose binding; hydrolase activity. The coding region runs from base 1 to 1074 and encodes 357 amino acids. The transcript has 3 exons.
AUGCGUCUCUCCACCCUCUUCGCCGCUGCCGUGGCCGGCCUCAGCUCCCUCGCGAGUGCCGCCUCCCUCCAGCAGGUGACCUCCUUUGGCGCCAACCCCUCGGGGGCUAAGAUGUACAUCUACGUCCCGGACCGCGUCGCCACGAACCCGGCCAUCAUCGUUGCGAUCCACUACUGCUCCGGCACGGCGAAUGCGUACUACACCGGCACCCCCUACAAGGGAUACGCCGACACCUACGGGUUGAUCGUGAUCUACCCGGAGUCGCCGUACAGCGGAACUUGCUGGGACGUGAGCUCGCCGGCGACGCUGACGCACAACGGCGGCGGGAACAGCAACGCCAUUGCCAACAUGGUGACCUAUACGCUUGAUAAGUACAAUGGAGACCGGAGCAAGGUGUUUGUGACGGGAACAUCAUCGGGCGCCAUGAUGACGAACGUCAUGGCAGCAACCUACCCCGAGCUCUUCGCUGCCGGCAUUGCCUACUCGGGUGUGCCCGCGGGUUGCUUCUACACCGGCACCGUCAACGGCUGGAACUCGACCUGCAGCCAGGGCAACUCUAUCGCGACGCAGCAGGCCUGGGCGCAGACCGCGCUCAACAUGUAUCCCGGAUACACGGGAUCCAGGCCGCGCAUGCAGAUCUACCACGGCAGCGCCGACACGACGCUGUACCCGCGAAACUGGAACGAGACCAUCAAGCAAUGGACGGGCGUGUUCGGGUACAGCCUCACGGCGCAGCAGACGCUGCCGGGCACACCGAGUGGACAGUACACCAAGUACAUCUACGGGCCAAACUUGGAGGGGAUUUACGGGGCAGGCGUUGGGCAUAGCGUGCCGGUCAUGGGGGCGGAGGAUCUGAAGUGGUUCGGGAUCACGGGCGGCUCAACACAACCCGGGACGACAACGCAGAGCUCUGCGCCGCCCCCGGCGACUUCGACCGCAAGCCCGCCUCCGACCGGAGGAUGCACGGUGGCUAGAUGGGGGCAGUGCGGCGGGAGCGGGUGGAGCGGGUGCACCACUUGUGCAAGCCCGUAUACGUGCCAGGCUUCAAACCAGUGGUACUCUCAAUGUUUGUGA